AAUACUGUAUUUCCUGGCUUUCUAAGUGAAGACUAAGUUUAAUCACAGUAGAAGAUCCAGAAAAUUUAAUUAAAUCUAUGUGGAAAGGGGUAAGUAAAUUCUUCUCUAAACUGGGCCCUGCUGUUGGCAUGUAUCAUUAAGUGUUAUGUAUUGUGUGAGUUGGCUACAUGUUAUUACUUUAUGUUUCUGAGUCAUAAACUGAGUCUUUUUCUUCUGCAGUUAAAUAAUAUUUUGGAGUUCUGUUACUUUGCAAGAUACUUCUUUUCAUCAUUAUCCUGUGUAAUAUGUAGUGUCUAUAAUAUUACGUACCAUAGCUGAUGCUUCAGUUUAGUCUUCCAUUCUUUCCCUCUCUGUGUCUUUGCCCAAGUGUUCCCUUCUCAGUUCCUCAGUGUCCUUACAGCACACAGCUUCCCAGCAAACACCCAGAGGAUCAGCAGAGUGAGUGGAAUAAAUAAUACAAACUGAGGUAUAUGGUAGUUCGUCUCAUGCUGUUUCUUCUGCAAGGAGAGUCUGUCACAUAGGAGACGUGCCACCCACGGGAUAUUUUGAGUUCUACAGCCUUUAUUUUUAAAGAGAAAUGCUUCUCAUUGCACGGAUGGAGCUGUCAUAAAGGGUUGGAUUUGGGUGUGCGCAUGCUUACUGUAGCACUGUGCUGAAACCUUUGAUGACAAUAACUGCUGGCAAUGCGGAGGGUAUCUGUCAAGUUGUGCGAGGCACGUGUAAUAACUGAUUGAAGGUUUCUUAUUUGCUUCAUAUAUCUUACUGGUAUAAAACACAUUCCUGACUGGCACAAGCAGCAGAAGGUUGUAGUGGCAACCUGGGUGAGAGAGGCUGCUGUGUGCUGACUCAAACUCAUUCCAGACAGCUGAGGAGCUGCUGUAAACACCAGGGGAAGCCAGGUGCAUCAAAACUUUACUCUCACGCACCACAAUGUCACUCAGCUGAAGAAGCACAGCACCCUUUCUUGAACUUGGCACCCAAACAUUGGAUAUGUGCUCCUGGGGAAGGGGCCCUCUAUGUCAAAAGGGAUAUGUGUACCCAUAAGGUGGGCGACUGUGGCUUGCAGGCAACCUGCACCAAGGCAGGAAUCCUGUAUUUUGAAACACUGACCUAUCCCUUAUUUUGAAACGCUGACCUGUCCUAUUGCUUUUCAUUAAUGAUCUCCUACCCAUAACAAGUUAGGUAGGUGCUUACUUGAAGCAUUUUUUUCACAACAGUUUUGCAAGAGGAACUACUUAGGGGAUAUGAGGAUCUCCAGUGAAAAUUGCCAGGGUUCAUUGCUAGUUUUGCUUUUGGACUCUCCUGAACACUCAGUGCUCUGAAAUCACUGUUGGCUUAGUAGCUCUAGAGGGAAAUGCCCUUUGACCACGGGCUGUGACUUGGCAUGCCCUGUAUUUAUCUGCAUGGUACAGCUAAAAAAGGACUUCAGUUGGAGGGCUUAUUGGAAAGAUUAUUGCUAGGAAUAUUUGGGGGAUUUUUAAAAGAAAUGUGGUACUAUUUUAUCCAGACUGUGUGUUGUUUUUGUUGUAGGAUAAGGAGAGGAUUUUUCACUCACGUAGUUCUGUGGAUGUAGCUUUCCAAAGCACUGCUUUUGUGAGGCAGUAAAAAUUGUUAGCAUGUACUCAGUGAGGAACUAAAGCUGUAGUUUGUUUGCAGGCUGUGCAAUAAGUCCUGUACAUGUUUAUGGGAAUAAAAAUAAGGAUAGAUGAAAGGUAUCUGUUGGAUUUGACAUUGCUGACUGUGAAGCUAAACAUGCAUUUUCAGGAUUAGCAUCUGGCUUUGUAACAUUACAGUUAAAAUAUGGGAAACUUCUGUGAUUUUAUUUUUUUUUUUCUAAAUGUUUUGUAGGUUUCACAUUUUGUAGGGCGAGAGGCCACAACUCUUGAAGUCUGCAUCUGCCUUUGAGUUGAAAAGGGUUGCUCUGUCUCGCUCUGUUCUGCUCAGCACCUGGGCAGUGCUUUUUGAAUUGGUGGGAGAACCACAAAUGUAGCUUUGGAGGAUCUACCACUUCCUUCAGCUAAAGAUUGUUACAGACAAAAGCUUCUGGAUUAAUCUCGUUCCUGAGUCUGUCACUACAGUUGGAAAUUUGAAGGAAGAGCCCUACGUAUGAAGAGAUGACGUGUAAUGGCCCAGAUAGCUCUGAAUCUGGUGCCACUCCAGCCACUGACGGUGACCAGGAGUGGACACAGGAACACUACCGACUAGGAACCUUUGUGGAGUUUCCCCAUGAUUGUCCAGUUUCAGCAUCAGCGCUAGCUCGAGCUGGCUUUGUUUAUACUGGAGAAGGUGAUAAAGUCAAGUGCUUCAGUUGCCAUGUAACUGUUGAAGGAUGGGAGCCUGGGGAUUCUGCAAUUGACAGACACAAAAACCUUUCCCCAGAUUGCAGAUUUAUUACUGGGUCUGCUUUUUUGGAAAAUAACGUACAUCCUCCUGUGCAGAGCCACCAGCAUAGAACUGAAAAUGGCUCCAGCAAUUUGGCCCUCCCCUCUGCUCUGGAGGACUUGUCUGAUGUGGAGGCAGAUUACCUGUUGAGAACCAGGCAGGUUGUGGACAUGUCCGAUACUUUGUAUCCUAAAAACCCUGCUAUGUGCAGUGAAGAAGCCAGGCUGAAGUCCUUUCACAAUUGGCCCCCCUAUGGCCUAUUGACGCCAAAGGAAUUAGCUAGUGCAGGACUCUACUAUACAGGUGUUGGUGAUCAAGUUGCAUGUUUCUGUUGCGGUGGAAAACUGAAAAACUGGGAACCUGGUGAUCGAGCUUGGUCUGAGCACAAGAGGCAUUUUCCCAAAUGCUUUUUUGUCCUGGGUCGGGACGUUGGAAAUGUUUCAACUGAUUCUAUCUGUGCUGAGCUUGGGAGAAGCUGUCUAAACAACGAACAGCAUCCAAGGAAUCCAUCCAUGGCAGAAUAUGAGAGGCGGAUACAAACAUUUUUAGCUUGGAUAUACCCUGUUAACAAGGAACAUCUUGCUGAAGCAGGGUUCUACAGCACAGGUAAUGGCGAUCACGUUGUGUGCUUCCACUGUGGUGGAGGAUUGCAAGAGUGGAAGGAAAAUGAAGACCCAUGGGAUCAACAUGCCAAGUGGUUUCCUGGGUGCAAGUUCUUGAGAGACGAAAAGGGACUAGAAUUUAUAAAUAAUGUUCACUUAAGAGAUGGAUGUAGGGAUUCAACAAUAGAAGCUGCUGAAGUUACAAUACUUCCUAAAGAUGACCUCUUACAGAAUCAGUUGGUACAGAAUGCCAUACACAUGGGUUUCAGUUUGUCUGAGAUUAGGAGCAUUAUGGAAAAGAAGUUGCACCUGUCUGGAGAAAGCUACACAUCUGUUGAAGAUCUGGUAGCAGACUUAAUAAGUGCUCAGAAAGAAAAUAUAAAGGGAGAACCACCAAAAGAAAGCCCACUUGAGCAAGAUCUCAGUAUUGAAGAGAAGUUAAGACGCUUGCAGGAAGAAAAGCUCUGUAAAAUCUGUAUGGCUAAAGACAUAUCAGUAGUCCUCAUUCCCUGUGGUCACCUGGUUGCUUGUAAGGAAUGUGCUGAAGCAGUUAAUAAAUGUCCUCUGUGUUGUACAAAUAUUAUAAAAAGACAGAAAAUUUUUAUGUAUUAGUGGAAUGUACAGUACUGUAGAUGUAACUGUUUCCUGUUUUAUUUCCUUAAACAUGUGUAAUGUGAUAACAGACGGUUGGGUGUUCACCAGUCUAGCACACACUACGGCGCAUCUCACUUUGGAGAUGAUGUAAACAGUAAAGCUUUAAUCAACACCCUGAAAAAUGAGUUGACUGUCAGAAGCUGCUGGAUUUUUGUUUAGAACACUCAUUCUACUGCCCUCUUAGUGCUCUCCUUACUUUUUGUGCUUUUACUUCAAGGUUGUGAUUUAAAAUAACUGUUAUUGUAUUUUCAGAUCCGUUUGUGUUCACGCUUCUGCUAAUCUUCUGUGAAUACAGGAGUUAAAUAUACAUACAUUCUUUCAGGAAAUGGCAUGGGAAAACUGGGUGUUUUUAUUGAGUAGCACUGCUGCUGCAAUUUUUUCCCCCACUAACAAGUGUGAGAAAUCAGGGAGAGUAUAUAAAUAGCAGUAAAAAAAUCUACUUUUUAUAGACUGUAUUUCUACUAAUUACCACUUGCUCAGCUCAUUUAUCAAAAAUAGACCUGCUUAAUUCUCUCUUCUAGUGGGACCAAAGGUAACAGCCUCAUCAGAGGAAAUAAAUUGCUUUAGGGUAAUUUUUGUGUUGUUAUUUUGAAUAUUCAGAUGUCUGAAUUGAUUUUCUGGUGUUAAAAUUCUUUCUGAUUCAUUAGAUGCUACAUGAAAUACUUCAUUUUGUGCAUCUUAUCCCCUAUUAAUCUAGUGUUUCUAGUUUGAAAAACAUCAGCUAAAAUAUCUUUUCAUUUUAUUCUUGUCACUUGCCUAUCUUAAGAGUAAAAUAACAUCAGUAGGAGCAGCUUUGCUGUAGGUUCUAAGUCUUCUAGCUACAACUGUGUGAUGUUUCGUAGAUCAGUAAUUAGGUGCCUUUACUGCCACUGAAGGAUGUCUAUCUGUCUUGUCAUUCUUGUUUACACUUGUAAGCCUCUGUAUCUGGUCUCAAAUAAUAAUUAACAGGCUAAACAAACAUGAGCAACACAGGAACUAGCUCUGAAUAGUGUUGAUUUUCUUCUCUUUUCUUCUUAGAUUGACAAGUUAGCAACACCCUUGGAAUUAAUGGACCCUUUUAAAACUGCUUUAAGCUUUAGAAAUACUGUAACUGCCUCUGGAUAUCUGUGACUAAUGAAAGAUGGAAAUUGUAACUGAUGUUAAUCAUUAUGUUAAUCAGAACACUCGUUGUUAAGUUCAUUUCAUGCGCUACGUACAGACAUAAAAUGCAGACAAUCCUAGGAUGUAAUCACCUGGCUGUAUUUAAGUUUUUCUGCUGUCAAACUACAUGUAUUUAAACAUUUUUAAAAUUAUUUUUCUUAAUUGAGGUUUUUCUACAUCAAAUCCAAUACUGAAAGGCAAGUAUAUAACUUCUGUUAGCUUCACUUCGUAGACCUGGUUUGGCAAAGCCUAAGCAAUGCAGAGCUUUAUUUGUGUCAUCGUUCCUUUGUUUCACUGUGGAGGGACUCUGUAUAACUGAAGUUUAUGCAAAUAGAGUUGUUUAAUGAAUCAGGCCCUCUAGAAAAGUUGUACAUACUCAUUUUUGAAAUUCUGAUUCUUAUUUGUAUGUGUAUCAACUCAGGUCCUACCAUCUGGAAAACACUAUAUGAUUGAAAACGUUAGCUCUGUAGCUUUGGUUGUGACAUAAUUCUGAGAAUGUGUAAAUCUGCUCCUGAAAGAUUUUAUAUCGUUACUGCUGCUCCACCAGUUUUUCUGUUGUGAUCAAUAGUUCCUGUAUCCCCACUCAGUAUUUCUGCUGUUGCUGUAUAAAUAGGCCUCAGAAAACUGGUUUUAGCCUUCUGCUUUUCUCAACUCAUCCCUCUUGUAUACAAAUGUCAUUCCUUACAAGUGAACUCGACAGAAAUGAAGGAUAUUCUGCAUACCUCAUGCCCUUCAUUAUGACAGGAGCUAUCUUAUUUUAAAACUUCCCCCCUACCCACGAGACAUUCACACUGUGUUUGCCUCAUGUUUCUAACAUUUAGCAUCAUCCUAACUCAUUUUUUUCUGCUGGUGUUUUAUGUAUAGCUGGUUUAUGGUAACACUAAUUAUGUGACUUCAUAUUUGUGUGGGCAUACUAAUAUAUUCUGUGUAUACAGAAAUUUUAUCUUGGGUCCUACACAUUGAGUAAUAUAUUUGAUUAAUGACACUUUAUAAAGAAUAUAUAGUUUUUCACAUGAUAAAAGUUUUAAAUCCAAUAUACUGAAGUAUAAUGUCUCUAUUUUUUGUUAGAUAUUUGCUAUGAUUGAGAUUUCACAGAACUGACAUGUUGCUCUGGUGCAAUUUUGUGUAUAUGUAAAAUAAAGUGCAAUCCAGUUGUA
This is a messenger RNA of Gallus gallus (chicken), 5935 nucleotides long. It is a transcript of the gene BIRC8, whose product is annotated as baculoviral IAP repeat containing 8. The transcript is spliced from 8 exons. Lineage: Eukaryota; Metazoa; Chordata; Aves; Galliformes; Phasianidae. The record is from RefSeq and is a predicted model, not a curated record. Gene Ontology annotation, cellular component: cytoplasm; nucleus; spindle microtubule. Gene Ontology annotation, biological process: regulation of cell cycle. Bases 2115 to 3596 code for a protein of 493 amino acids.